ACACCGGACACAGCCCAAUAAUAUUUUCACAAAACCUUAACCAAUCCCUAUAAAUAGCAACGAGACUUCAACUACCCUUAGCUAUACUUACACCAUACUAAUACAUCAUGUCCCAGUUUUUAAACUUAGCAUCAUUUGGCAAUGUCGGCUCAAGAUUCAACUUAGACAGAAUCAGAAGUGACUUCAGUUCCGUUGGUACCUCCAUCUCCAAGCUUAGACCACCACAAGAGUUUUUCGACUUCAGAAGACUUUCCAAACCAGCCAACUUUGGUGAAAUCCAAAACAGAGUUGGAUUCAACUUGGGUUAUUUCUCAGCCAACUAUAUCGCCAUUGUCUUAAUAUUGAGUGUCUACGCCCUUAUCACCAAUGUAUUAUUAUUAUUUGUUACUUGUUUCGUCGUUGGUGGUGUUUAUGGAAUUAAUCGUUUACAAGGUCAAGAUUUAAGCACCCCAUUUGGUAAAUAUAACACUUCCCAAUUAUACACUGGACUAUUAAUCGUAGCUAUUCCUUUGGGGUUCUUGGCUAGUCCUAUUUCUACUAUGAUGUGGUUGAUUGGGUCCAGUGCUGUUUGUGUUGGUUCUCAUGCUGCUUUAAUGGAGAAGCCUAUCGAAACUGUAUUUGAAGAAGAAGUAUAAUACAAAACCAAUGAUGUAUCGAGCACUAGUGCAGAAAGCAAUCAUUACAAGUAACCAAUUCCACCUUCUUAAAUAUUAAUAGUAUAAUUUUAGUAUAAUCGUUUACACUUUAUCCAAAAUUUGAAGGAUUACCUUGUAAUGUAACAGUAUAUAUUAAGAUGCUAUAAAGAAAAUCGUAUUAACCCAUUAUUUUUAUACAGAUAGAAGGGAUCCAUCAUUGAAUAAACAUUAUAUGGAAUUCGGACCAAUUCUGAUUGUAAAAGUAAAUAGAUAACCCAAAUAGCUUAGAUACCCAACUUAGUUCUUCUCCAGUGUCUUCUCUUGGCGUUGUAUCUGAUGGUGUUACCAGUUCUUAAUCUGACCCAUUGAGGUAAUGGUCUGUUUUGCUUUUGAGCCUUGGCUAACUUUUGCUUAGUUCUGAAAGAUUUUUGAGAAGGCAUUGUUGCUAAUGUAAAUGAACUCU
Spathaspora passalidarum NRRL Y-27907 is the source of this 1098-nucleotide messenger RNA. RefSeq lists its product as uncharacterized. Bases 108 to 635 code for a protein of 175 amino acids. NCBI's taxonomy places the organism in Eukaryota, Fungi, Ascomycota, Pichiomycetes, Serinales, Debaryomycetaceae. The transcript is spliced from 3 exons. Gene Ontology annotation, cellular component: Golgi apparatus. The record is from RefSeq and is a predicted model, not a curated record.